Molecule: messenger RNA, 1095 nt
Organism: Salarias fasciatus (jewelled blenny)
Lineage: Eukaryota; Metazoa; Chordata; Actinopteri; Blenniiformes; Blenniidae
Product: high choriolytic enzyme 1-like
Exons: 10
Coding region: 1-1095 (364 amino acids)
Biological process (GO): proteolysis
Molecular function (GO): metalloendopeptidase activity; zinc ion binding
Source: RefSeq, a predicted model, not a curated record
AUGGAGCUGCUGGGUCAGCCUUCAGACCAGCUGCUGUGGUCUGGAGGCGACACAAAGUUUUUCUUCACUGAGGAGGAGGAGGCCAACGCCAGCUCAGACUGGAGGCUGAUGACACCAGAAGAGUACAACUCGAUCUAUCCACACCUGUGUGAUGAGGAGCUGGAGGACAGGAGGGCCUUCAUCCACCUUCUGAAGGGGAUGUUACAUCUGGACGGGGAGCAGAGAAUGGCCCCCCGUGCAGCUCUGGAACACCCCUUCUUCACCAGGUCCUGCCUGAACCAAGACCUCCAUAGCAGACCCUGUCUGAACAACUCCGAGUGUCUGCUGGAGGCCUCAUCAACAACAGGCAAAGACUCCCCUCGUGACCUCCUGGAGUCAGAACCAGCAGAUGUCCUUGACACGUCUUCGGAUAUCACUGAGCAAAUUGAAAAAGCCAAUGCUCACUCAAAAACUGCUUUGGUACAUGGGGACAUCAUACCCUCUCCAGCCAAGAAUGCUGUCCCAUGCACUGCCAGGGGAUGCAAGUGGCGCAAAUACGGCCGCUACGUCUACGUGCCCGUUAGUUUUUCUCGCUCAUACUCCAGGAACGAGAUGAACACCAUCAUUAGAGGCCUGCUGACCUUUCACAGCACCACCUGUAUCCGCUUUGUCUGGAGGAGGUGGUGGCAUUCCAGUUACAUCUACUUCUUCAGUGGCUCUGGCUGCUGGUCCUACCUGGGCCGUCAGAGUCGGGGCCAAAGAAUCUCUCUGAAGAAAAAUGGCUGUUUGCAUAAUGGCAUAAUUCAGCACGAGGUUCUGCACGCUCUGGGCUUCCACCAUGAGCAGGUCCGCUCUGACAGAGACGAACACGUCAGGAUCCUGUUCGAGAACAUUUUGCAAGGAAGAGAAGGCAACUUCAAGAAGGUGGAGACCAACAACCUGGGGACUCCCUAUGACUUGAUGUCUGUCAUGCAAUACUACAAGUAUGCUUUCUCCAAAAACGGCAAACCAACCAUUUUAGCCAAGUCCGACCCUGACCUCAACUUUGGAUAUUCCGAUGCCAUGACCCAAAAUGACAUUGAUCGUGUCAACCGGCUUUACCAAUGUUGUGAGUGA